Closterium sp. NIES-65 is the source of this 6276-nucleotide messenger RNA. NCBI's taxonomy places the organism in Eukaryota, Viridiplantae, Streptophyta, Zygnematophyceae, Desmidiales, Closteriaceae. The record is from the annotation of a GenBank genome assembly.
AUGGAGGAGGAAGCGGACUCUCCGCUCCUUCGCUUUCUGAUCGACCUUCUCAAGCCCAUAUCGGAGGCGGAUCCGGCGCUGCUGGCGAACUACGUGGUGGCGCUGCUGAAGAACAGCAAGCCGCACGACGAGCUGCGCCGCCUCUGCCUCGACCAGCUCCAGGACUUCCUCACCGACGAGACGGAGGGUUUUGUAGCGAAGCUGUUCGACGCCCUCGAGCGCGGGGAGAUCUCGCUGGAAGACGCGGAGGAGGAGACCGCGGGGGAAGACGACGACGCGGACAAGAAGCGCAGUCGGGGGGACGACGCGGAACCCGCGGAAACGAAUGAGUCUGCGAGGGACGGGGGACGAGGCGGAGGGAGGAGCGGAGGCAGGCGGGGAGAUGGCGGGCAGCGGGGCGCGGAUGAGGAGGGGGAUAGGGGGAGAGGGGGCAAGAGAAGUGGCACGUCGCGAGAAAGGGGGGUGAGGGAGAGGGCAUCGGGGGAUGAGGAGAAGGAGCGGGACGAAGAUAAGGGUAAAGGUGGGGAGAGGGGCGAGAGGGAGUCUUAUCCCGCGGCUGAAGCGGAGGCGGAAGAGAGGGCGGAAGCAGGCGGGGAGGAGCGGGAGGAGGAGGAGGAAGGGCGACGGAAGCGGCACGAGGAGGACGAAUCGAGCGAUGACGACGACGACAGGAACCACAAGCACAGGCGGAGAGGCGGCGAGCGCACGUUCCGCGACGAAGGCGCGGCGGGGGAAGGAGCGCGCAGCAGAGAUCCCGCGGAAGGGCGCGGUAGCGUGCACUCGCGCCUAGAGGGCGCGCGGGAUAGAAGAGGAGGUGACUUCAGCGGGGGUGGCGCAGGCAGGUCGUUCCGCAGCCGCGACGGCCCCCGUUCCUUCAGGCCGGGGGAUGGGGGCGGCAUGGGCGGAAGGGGAGGGCCCAUGGGGCGGGAUUUUCCCCGCGUGGGGGGACCUGGUCCGGGGCAGCCGAUUCUAGGUCCACAGAUGGGCAUGCCGCGGUUCCCCAUGGGGGGAAUGCCAGGGGGAAUGGGGGGGCGCGCGGGCCUCCUCAGGGGCAUGCCUGGGCGCUUUGAUGGGGGCCCGGGGAGGGGCAUGGGGGGAGAGCAGUGGGGCAUGGGGGGAGCAGCGGGCGCAAUGCCUGGUAUGUUACCCAGCCGGGUCGGGCCUGGGAUCCCUCCCCCCGGCCUCCCUGGGGCGCCUAUGCCUGGCGCGGGAAUCGCAGGGGCAGGUCCGGGCAUGGGGAACGGCAUGGGCGGGGGCAUGGGGAGGGGGUUCUUCCCUGGGAGGGGCGGGGGAGGGGGUCCGGGGCUUAUCAGACCAGGGUUCGGCGCAGGGGGGCCGGGGUUUGGAAUGUUCCCAGGGGGCGGGGGCGGGGGAGGGAUGCCGGGAAUGGGCGGGGGAAGGAUGGGCGCAGGCGGAGGGGGAAGGGGCGGGAGGGGAGCAGGCGAGGAAGGGGGUGCGGGAAUGGUGGGCGGAGGGGGAGCAGGUUCGGGGGGGCCCACGGGGAAGCGCGCGCGGUGCCCUGACUUUGAGGAGAAGGGGUUCUGCCUGAAGGGCGACCUGUGCCCGCUGGACCACGGCAACUACCGCAUCGUUGUGGAGGACAUGCAGUCCCUGCAGCAGCUCAACCUUCCUCUCCCGCCACAAUCCCUCGGCAUGCCGCCAAACUCGGCCGCCCAGCCGCCGCCCAGCCAGCUGGCCGGCACACGGCGACCGAGAGCAGAAGGCGGCAGGGGCGGCAGAGGAAGAGGAGGGGAAGGAGGGGGACGAGGAGGAGGCGAGAGCGGGGCAGGGGAAGGCGGGGAGGAGCAGGAGGGGGUGGGGGUAUCGGCAGCAGUGGACGGGGGGGGAGGGGUGAUGGCAGACGAGGGGGAGCAUUACGACCCGGACGAGGCUCUAUGGGUGCAUGACUCAAAGAGGGCCAAGGGCAUGAGGGAAGCGCGGGCGUACGGGGGCGAUGGGGCGGACGGGAACGGGCGCAUGCCGGGGGGCAGGCGGGGUGCGCCUGGGGAGGUGAGCGUGUGGGACCGGAUUGGGCCUGCUGGUGCUGGUGGGAGGGGCGGGGGAGGGAUGGGCGGUGGUGAUGGGGGCAUGGGGGCAGCAGGUGGGGAUGUGGGGAUGGAAUACACUCCUGACGGGGGCUUUAACAUGGGGUACAAUCCGCAGUUCCCAGGGAAUUUCGGGGGUGGAAUGGGGCCGGAGUUUGGAGGGAAUGGAGCGGGGGAGGAAGGACCGGGCAUGGGACCGGGCAUGGGACCGGGCAUGGGACCGGGAGGGUAUGAGAGGAGAGGGCCACCAGGGGAAGGGGGCUGGCAGGGGGGACAGGGGCAGCCCGGGCGGGGGGGCAGAGGAGACUGGGGGGGGAGAGGAAGAGGGGAAGGGGGCAUGGGCGGGAGAGGCCGUGGGGGAGGCAGCGAGCGGAACUCCGACCAGAAAGCCCACAUGACCGUCUUUGUGAACGGCAUUCCGUCAGAGCUCACAGCAGGCAAGGGCCUUCAAGCAUCCCUGAUCAAGCACUUCUCAAAGUUUGGUCCCGUGGUGGAUAUCAAGGUGCAUGGGGACAAGGGCCGUGCGUUUGUGCAGCUGGGCGCGAGGGAGCAUGCAGCAGCGGCCAUAGCAGCUCCAGAUGCGGUGCUGGGGAAUAGGUUUAUUAAGGUGUUCUGGGCUAACUUUGAUCUUCAACCUGAUCCUGCCUCUGCUGCUGCUGCGGCAGCGGCGACUGCCGCUGCAGCGGCUGCUGCGGCUGGUUCGGUCGGGGAAGGAGGCCCGGGAGCAGGGACAGGGGUGGAGGGUGGGAAAGGGAGCGGCAAGGGUGAUGCUAGUGCUGGGAAGGGUGGGGCGAGUGCAGGGGGGUCAGCGGCAGCAGCAGCAGCAGUUGACCCAGCAGAGGCAGCAGCAAAGGCGAAGGCGAAGUUGGAGGAGUUGAGAGCGAUACAGAAGAAGAAAGAGGCGCUGCUGCGGGAGCAGAUUGAGAAGCGCCGGCUGUACCUGGAGCGACUCAAAGAGGCCAGCCAACAGAAACAGCCCUCUGCUGCUGCUGCUGCUGCUGCUGCUCCAGGUGCCUCCCCAGGUGCUGCUUCAGGUGUUUCCACGGCAGCAGGUGGCAGCGCAGCGCAGGCAGCAACAGGCAGUACAGCAACUCCUGCUGCAGGUGCCACUACAGGUGACGCUGGGGCAGCACGUGUGGGGGCAGGAGCAGCAGGGGCGGAGGGAGCAGCAGCAGGAGCAGCAGCGGCAGUGGCAGCAGCAGCAGCAGGGGGCAAAGCAGUGGGCGCGUCUCCCAGUGCCCCGUUUUCCCCUCACUCUCCUGCCGGCCCAGCACCCUACAUGGGCGGCAGAGGGAGAGGGCGGGGCGGGUACGGUGGUUAUGGAGGCGGGUACCACUACGGGUGGAGCGGAGGGGGAGGGGGGGCGGGAGCGGGUGGGGGCGCGUGGGGGAAUAAGUUCAAACUGGACAAUCGCACCACCGUGGUGCGCGUCACACCGCCCAUUCCUGACGCCAUCACUGAGGCCAGCAUGCUAUGGGAGCACUUCAGUGCGUGUGGGGAGGUGGUGAGCGUCGAGGUGGAGGGCGGCGGCACAGCUGUCACGCCGACCAGCGCCGUCCGCGUGCGCUUUGCAUCUCGUCCCGUAGCGGAGUAUGCGUAUAUGAACGGGAGGGUGCUGGCGUCAGGUGCAUCUGAGGCAGGUGCAUCCACAACAGGCGCUGUGCUGGAUGCGCUGUGGCGAGAGGUGGAGAGGGCUUGGGGAAGGGGAGGAGGAGAAGGGAGCGCGGGAGGGGAGAGCAUUCCUUUCUUUGGGUGCGUGGUUGGUGGCAGCAUGGCGCAUGGGCCAUGGGGCGGCGAGGGGGAGAUCAUGGGGGAGGCACUCACAGGUAGAGUAGGCCGUAGCGAUGCGCAUGGCAUGGGGAACCACAGCAGGGAUGAUGCUGAUGCUGAUGAGGGUGAGGGGGAGGGGGAGGGAGAGGGAGAGGCAUUGGAGUGGGAGGAGGUGGUGAUGGCGGCGGCAGCGGACGAGGUGAUAGAAGGCGUGGUGCUGCUGGAGCUGAUUGAAGACGCUGACCACAUCAUCCGGGAAAUGGCCGCUUUCGCCCCGCACGAGGAGGGAACGCAGCUGGGCGAGGAGGACACGCAGGAGAGGCACGAGGCAGGGAAGGUGACUGGGGAGCUCAACUGCGGCCAGUUCAGCCCUGCGGCUUCCCCUGUGACCGCCUCCUCUGUUCUCUCCGCUCCUCCUUUCGCAGAACCCUCUAACUCGUUUGCUGAGUCUAUCCGAGCAAUCACAGAGGGCCACGUGGCACAAUCUGAGGGCGCGGUUACCCAGCGCCUGGAGGCAGCUUCCAGGAGAUUUCUGGGGCUUGCAGAGGGCCUGCAGACGCGUUUAGAGGCGCCUCAGUACAAGCUGCAGGGGCUUGCGGACUCCAUACAAGAGCGAAUCUGGCCCAACAAUGGAACCGUGCAAGGAAAAGAGUUGCUGUCAGCAAGAGGAGCUGUUUCGUCUAGAGGGGAUGGUGUGACUGAGAGGCUGGAGGGGAGAGGAGAGGAAGAGCGGGAGGUGGUGGUGGUGGUGUGCGCUGCUGCCAUGCCCAGUGUGGACGUGCAGGCCUUUGAGGUUGAGGGAGACGCGUUUCCGGAUCUGGGCGGCAACAUGGCGCACAUGGUGACAAGCAACGCUGCCCAUUUUGUGGUUGCAGGGACGGGAGGCCCCUCACUGCCCAGGCUCCUCACGCGCCUGCACACCAUCUUCCCCCACUCCUCCAGGGCAUCGCUGCUCUCCCACAACCAUGCUGUCCACAUGCACCGCGCCUGCGCGGCAUCGCCCCCAAAUGGCUCCACUGCCGGCCUCUGCUUCUCCCUGAGCCCCUCUGCGGAGCAGCAGAGCAGCGAUGCCCUGCAGGCGUGCUUCACGCACUUCAUCCGCCACCUCACCCUCCCCCUCACCCCCGCCACGAGCCUCUGUGCCUCCUCACCUCCCUCGCUCACCACUGCAUCUGCUGCUCUAAGCAUGGACAUGCCUGCAAGGGGAAUUGCACCCCCUGCCCCCUGGCUUCGUGUUAACAAUCCGUUGGGAGCCUCUUUGCAUGCUUUAACCCUCUGCUCGUCGAUAAGAGCAGCAGCGUCGAGCGCGGAGGGCGGAAGCAGCGGCGUGUCCGUCGCACAGGCAGCUCCCGUGAAUGGAGCAUCUGAGCCGACCGUUUCGGCCGAGUCAGGCGGAGCGGGAUCGAGCGAGGGGAAGGCUGCUGUGAGAAAGCGUCUCGUUUCAGGCGUCCAGCCGACGGGAAGCAUUCAUUUGGGAAACUACUUGGGCGCAAUCAAGAACUGGAUCCCGCUGCAGGACGAGUGUGACACAUUCCUCUUUGUGGUCGACCUGCACGCAAUCACGCUACCCCAUGACGUGGAUGACCUCUCACGCUCAUCCCGCACAGCAGCAGCCAUGUACCUGGCGUGCGGGGUGGACCCCUCCAAGGCCACCGUGUUUGUACAGUCGCACGUACGAGCACACGCGGAGCUGACGUGGCUGCUGUCGUGCACGACGCCCAUGUCAUGGCUCAACAAGAUGAUUCAGUUCAAGGAGAAGGCGCGCAAGGCGGGCGAGGACGUGGGAACAGGGCUGCUCACCUACCCGCUCCUCAUGGCGGCAGACAUCCUCCUCUACCAGUGUGACGUGGUGCCAGUGGGCGAGGAUCAGAGGCAGCAUCUGGAGCUCACCAGGGACGUGGCUGCACGGAUCAACAACCUCUAUGGCGGCCGCAAGUGGAAGAAGCGCGGAGGGCGGGGCGGCAGGGUGUUCAAGGUGCCAGAGGCCAUGAUCCCCCCUGCUGGAGCUCGCAUCAUGUCCCUCACAGACGGCACUUCCAAGAUGUCCAAGUCAGCCCCGUCGGACAUGUCCCGAAUUAACCUGCUCGACCCUCCUCAAGUGAUAGCCAACAAGAUUAAGCGCUGCAAGACUGACAGCUUCACCGGCAUGGAGUUUGGCAAUCCGGAGCGUCCCGAGUGCCAGAACCUGCUGUCCAUCUACCAGAUCGUCACCGGGAGAACCAAAGAGGAGGUGGAACAGGAGGUGGGGGCGCUGAGCUGGGGGCAGUUCAAGCCGCUGCUGGCAGACGCCCUUGUUGCUCACCUAGAGCCAAUCCAGAAACGGUACGAGGAGGUGACAGCAGAUGCAGCAUAUCUGGAUGAGGUGCUGGCAGGGGGAGCAGCACGAGCCAAUGAGAUAGCUGACCGCACACUAAAGGACACAUAUGACGCAUUGGGAUUUUUGGCCCCUCCACGUAGAUAA